This is a messenger RNA of Cutaneotrichosporon cavernicola, 636 nucleotides long. RefSeq lists its product as uncharacterized. The record is from RefSeq and is a predicted model, not a curated record. NCBI's taxonomy places the organism in Eukaryota, Fungi, Basidiomycota, Tremellomycetes, Trichosporonales, Trichosporonaceae. The coding region runs from base 1 to 636 and encodes 211 amino acids. Gene Ontology annotation, molecular function: fatty acyl-CoA hydrolase activity. The transcript is spliced from 3 exons.
AUGCCCAGCGACAAAGGAUUCUCCGGCGAGGAGAUGUCGCCCGAGACGGCGGCGCUCGAUGCGACACCACCCAAGCCCGAGGGUCGUAUCGUGAGCAAGCGCAUGAUCCCCGCCACCGAGGCGGACACGGCGCACACGCGCAAGAUCCUGCUCCGUAUGCCGUUCGCAGGCGACAUGUUUGCGCCGCAUGUCCGCGCGAUCGAGGCCGAGCCGAUCCCACCCAUUAACUCGAGGGGUGGGCGGGACGUCGAGGGUUGGACGGCGGUAUAUGAGGCCAUCGUGCAGCCUUGCUGGGUUAAUGGGAGUGGAGGGUUGCAUGGGGCGGCGGCGGCGUGGCUCGUUGAUAUGUGUACGGGAACGAGCUUUAGUCGGCUGCGUACCAAGACUUGGAACCCGGGAGGUCCGUCGAUCGCGAUUGAUAUGUCGUAUUACAACCCGGCGCCAGCUGGCACCCGACUGCGCGUCACAACGGUUAUCGACCGCAUGGGCGGGCAGCUGUCGACAGCGCGCUGCCUGAUGAACGAGUGGGAGUCGGGACUGGCCAUCUGUUCGGGGAUGCACACGACGUUCAAGCGUCCCAGGAAGAAGGCGCUGGGGUCCGAUGGCCAGGCGGGAGCCGUGGAGGCGAAACUCUGA